Molecule: messenger RNA, 28164 nt
Organism: Paramuricea clavata
Lineage: Eukaryota; Metazoa; Cnidaria; Anthozoa; Malacalcyonacea; Plexauridae
Source: the annotation of a GenBank genome assembly
CAGAGUGGAUUUAUUGAGGAAUUACACGGCUAUAGUUCUAUCAGCAUUUGUCACGGCAGGAUUAUUUGAGGUAUAUAGCGUAUCAAAUUUUCCAAGGAAGAGAUUUAAUCAAUAUGCUCUCAGACAUUUUUUUUUAUAAGUAUACAUCUACUAACCAGCGGGUGUUGGAUUUUCCUAUAAACUGUUCUUUGGUUUUUCGUUUUCAAAUUGAGUCAUGUUACUUCGUGUAAUUUUGGUGUAGAGUUUGGUACAAGUCAUUACUACGUCAGAAGAUUUAGUGUCUGUUCGAGCAACGAUAGUUUUGGGUCAAUUACUUCAUAUGGUAAGUAAAAUGGUGAAUUUAAGCAAUUAUGUCCGUUCCACAUUUAAUUUAGUUGUAAAGAUCCUCAUCCUGAAGUCAUAUUCGAUCCUUUGACAGACCUACAUCAUCAAAAUCGCGGAGUUUUAGAGUUAACUGCAAGAUAGUGGUUAAAGGGGCAGUGUCACGUUUCUACUGCGCAUCCAAAAUAUGCGCGAACUUGAAAAACUGUCUGCCAACAAUUAAUCAAGUUAGGAGUGAAAUACGAUAUGCUAUUUAUAAUCCCUUUGUUAUGCAGGACAUCCUUGCUUUGUUUUAAAAAUUGAAGGCUGCUGCAAUUUUUCCAAUCAUGUAGCAUUAAUUUUAAACGUUUCUUUGCGCCGUUUAUUUUAGCCAAUCAGUGCCGUGACACUGCCCUUUUAAGAAGUAGUUAAGAGUUUUACACAACCGCGGCCCUUGUAUUCUUUUCCUGUACUGUGCUAUGCUGUUGUUUUGUUUUGUACUGCAAUUUAUAAUAUAGCAUUUGUAAAUUCCGAACGCUGAUUGGCUAAGAGCGGUGUUGAUACAACUUAAUAUCAAUACGGAAAAUUUAUUUCGUUAUAUUUCUUGCAACCUCGUACCCAGGGUCUGCCCACUCGAUUUGUAUUUCUUCGUGCUAUAUUAUAAAAAAUAUAGAAAACACUUUUUUUUCCGUAUUGAUAUACAGUUAUAUCAACAUGCACUCGUGGAAAUUGGGAAAACUCGAAAUUGUGUGAAAACACUCCGCCGUCGUGUUCAACACAAUUUGUCGUUUUCCCAAUUUCCACUCGUGUUGAUAUAUAACUGUACAUCAACACGGAAAAUGUUUUAUAUUUGUUAAAUAUCAUACGCUAUUGUGCAAUAUUGUACUGCACUGCAUCAUUGUAUCUCACUGAAUUUUUAUAAUUGCUUUAGGCCAACACCCUGUUGCCACCAGAAUGCAGUAGCCAUACGCACUGUUUGCCAACGUUGAUGAAUAUCGCAACAUCAUUUCAAGUCACUCGACAAGAAAGAGGGUACUAUUCGUAUUGACAGUAGCGUAGCUAGCCUGAAAAUUUAGUCCUGCUAUGUAAAUUUCAAAGCAUCAUUCAUUUCUUUAGAACUUCAUUGUUUUUACAGUCUAUGAACACGGAAAUACUUGCAUAGCAGGAGCAAAUAGUCAGGCUGGUUACGCCACUGCGUAUUGAUAUUGCAUCACUGCAUCAUUUUAUAUAGUUGACGCACAUACUAGGUAUAGAUAGGGCAUAUACUGAUAUAGUAUUAAAUUUCAUAAUCUGAUCGUAUUGUUAACCAUUGUUCUCUCUGCAAAUUAAUUUGAUAAGUUUCUAAGUAAUAGAUAAACAUGAGCAGUCGCUCUGUAUGGAGUUUGUACAGACACGAGAGUUUUAUCCAUUUUACAAAUAUCAUCAGAAUAAUAGUUAAUUAAUUGAAUAAUCAAGUUUCUCGCUCAAUCUAGACGUGCAAGUUCUGCAGUGAAUUGUUUGGACAGACUUCAUCAAUUGAAGAAGCGAACACUUAGUCCUUACUCACUAUUUUUGGAAUUCCUUACCAUGGUAAUGUGCAUUCCUUUAUACAAAUAUUCUUGGAAACUCUUCCUUGCUCCCCUAGCUCAUUCACCAGUGUAGGAAUAAUAAUUCUUAAUUUAAAUGACAUGAAACUAUGAUAAUAUAGGAAUGUCUCAACCGUGGGAGUCAGACUCAAGAUUUGUACAUGUAUUGUUUGUUAAUUGUAAUAGUCACAAGGAUCGAAUCUGGCACUUAAUCCAACCAAGACAAAAUGCAUGCUGUUCACUACCAGUCAGAUGUCAACAUACCACUCCCUGUCAUCGCGCCCUCUGCAGCUUGCUGUUGAAGGGAAAGCACUGGAACGAGUAAAAUCAACGAAACUACUCGGAGUACAUCUAAAAGAGAAUCUAAAAUGGGGCGUCCAUGUGAAACAUCUUGCCUCGACGUGCUAUGGCACUCUAGCAAAUCUCAGAAAAAUUAAGAACUUUACAACUUUCACCCUGAGAAAGCAUCUGGCUGAAAGCUUAAUUAUUUCUCGUUUAGACUUUAGUGACAUAGUAUUCUAUCCACUAACCGAACAUCUACUCAAUAGACUACAGCGAAUACAGUACUCAGCUGCUAGUUUUGUGACUGGACGUUAUGUAAAUAGUAUUGAAUCGAUUUUAAAAUUGGGUUGGUUACCCAUGCGAGAACGAAGGGACUGGCAUAUUCUUAAAGCCACACAUAAGGCGUUAUAUAGCAGCGAUUGGCCUCUUUAUGUUAGCCUUGAAAGGUCUGAACACACACACGUGUUUUACGGUCUAAUGCUCAAGUCAAUUUAGUUCUACCUCUAGUUCCUAAUACCUUUCAAGAUUGUUCAGCUUCAUUAUUUAAUUCUCUACCAGCUGAUAUCAAAUCAUGCACAGAUCAUAGAGCCUUCUCUAGACAAACUUUUAAUAUUUUAAAGCAACGCUGUCUUACUAUUUAAUUGUAAUGCUUAGGUCUAGUUUACAACUUUCUUACUAUUUCUUUAGAUAUUGUAGUAGUAGUAGUUUUAUCAGGUGAAGAGCCAUUGUAUGGAAAUACUGAUAAUAAAUCAUUAUUAUUAUUAUUGUUAUUAUUAGUAAAAUUAUCUUUGUUUGGGUUUUGCAAUUUUUCAUUGAGUUUGUUUUGCAAUUUUUGUUGACUUUUGCAAGUUUUGCAAUGUUUCGGGUAUUUUUAGUUCCCCAUUUUUUUCUUCCAUCGAAUGUCAUUUUUAUAUCGUUAGUUUUAUUCCAUUGAAGUGUCAUUUUUAUAACGUUUCAUCAAACGUUAUGAAGUAAUGUGCAAUACAGUAAAAAAGGCUAGGACGCUCAGCUCCACCCUGCUGGAAAUGAAAUUGUAUCGAUGGGGCUCAGAAUCUCUCAGCCUCUAUACCUUCCACGGUAUACCCCUGUGGUUGUUCAAACCUAAUUUAUGUUGUUUGUGUAAGGUAUGGUAUAUGUAGUUGUAAACGGAUUGUUUCAUAUUUUACAGCAAUCAAAGUCAAGUGAAAGCAAGAACAAACAUAAGAAACGUGAACGAGACAAGGAAAAUGCACUUAAAUGUAUAAACAAGGUUGGUGUUAUGUUAAAAUAUCUGAAUUUUAAGAAACGCUAAGGGAGUUUUGCCGAGACAGGACGAUGAUAUAGAGAUAUAUGGCAAUUUCGUAUUAAUCUUUUAUAAUGGUAAAACUUCAAGCAUUUUUUCUAGGAUUUUGAUGAUGACAUGAUCAGAGAUAUAAACGUAAGUUAUUACUUAUUUAUUGUAUUAUAUUUUCUCUUUUUAAUUAAUGUAUACGUCUCUGUUAAUAUCAUAUGCAGUAUCUCAACUCGUUGUUAAAGUGAGCCCGCCCACGUGGGAUCUCUUGUUGGGUAUAUGCAUAAAAUGAAAUCAUGUAACCAGUAUUAUUGGUAAAUUCUGUGCCAGAAGGGCAUUCGCGCGGAUCAAUAACAAACUUGUAUCUAUUACAUUCAUUAAUGUUAUAUGAAAUAGUUAAACUUAUCGAUCGGAUGACGUUCGCUGGGUCUCACUGUGUAACAUAGAUUUGAAAUGUUUUCUAUUAAUUCGCUGAGCGUAGCGAAGGAGACUAGGCCAUGUAAUUUUCAACACAGACAUUUAUAUACACAAGAAGGACAAUGCAUGUCCACUCGUACCAAAAAUUUGAUUGGACCCAUGAACUGUUACUCGAGAAAUUUAUUCCUUUUACAUAUCAAACAAAAUAAUGUUUUUUUCCCACUGUGAUGCGUGUGAACGGCUUUAUGAACGUAUAUUCUGACAUUUGUAAACAAAUAUAUGAGAUAUAUACACUGCAUAUAAUAUUGUGAUUUUACUCGAAUACACCUGUGAUAAAGGUCUAUGGUUCCACUGGCUUUUUAUAUUCAUAAAAUCGAGAUUUUAGUUAUUAAAAUAUGUUCUUUUUUCAGGUGGGUACUGCAAAAGAAGAUUGCAAUCCAUUGCAAUGGGAUGUAAUUGCCGCCAUUUUAGAGGUAUAAGUCAGAACACAAAUUGUAAUUUCCAAAUUACGUUUGAGAGUGCGUGAUCUUGAACAAUAAAAGUACAAAUACAUUCAGUAAAAAUACCGAAGUUUACACUUCGAAAAGCAAAACAGUUGAUCGAAUAAUUAACGUAAUAUAGCCAGGUUAGAUUGUAUAUACAGGGUGUAUAAAGAAAAGAUAAUCCAACUUUGACAGGUUCUUAAUACGUUAAUUAUUACGUUUAUAGAUCUUCUGUUUUCGUGAUACCUUUAUCCAAUCAUUGCGAUAAAGAAUGACCAAAUACGAUCUGAUUUAAAGUGGUCGGUUGAAAUCGCAUGUUUCCACAUUUAGGGUUCAAAUGCAGCCUCGUACCCAGGCGCAAAUAACGUACUAAAAAUAACAACACUACAGUGUUUUUAUAUAGCCCCGCGCGCUCGCUCAUCUUAGCCACUGAUCUAUAUAAAAACACUGUAGUGUUGCUAUUUUUAGUACGUUAUUUGCGCCUGGGUACGAGGCUGGUUCAAAUGUUGGAACAUUUGCCCGGCAAAUGCUUGUUGCCCAUUUGGUGGGAAACGUAUGCAUUGCGAGUUCUGUCUGCAAACUUCCAGUUUUGUAAAAUGUUCUCACCACUCCAUUUCGAUGCAGAAUUGCGAGUGGAAAUUUACCAGAACUUGAUGCUUACACAUGCGUUGCACCAUCUUGAUUCAGCAACUUAUUAACUUAACCAAACGAGAAUAAUUUCAAUAUUCAGACUAUAGCUUUACAUGCAAUGACCGACAUUUUUAAAUCGCAAUGACACAAGAAAGGUAGCAUUCGACAGCUAAAAGCCUGAUCUUUAUUGGUAUGAAAAACGUAAACAUGCCAAAGUUGGAUUAACUUUUUUUUAUACACCCUCUCUAUAUAUAAUGUCAAACAAAGAAUAAGCUAAAAUGACGGCCAGUAAAUAGACAUUUUCUUCUCACUCUAGUGCCCAACGGUAAACCUUCGUAAACUGGAAGAAACUGGAUGCAGUGGGUAAGUCUAGUUCAGUUUUAAGACUUUGGCUAUAGAGCCUCGUUUUCGUGUAUAUGACAUUAGUCAAACCCGAACGUCUCGAUCACGAAAACGAAGAUCUGUGGCCAAAGUGGCGUAUUUUCCGGAAGGAUGUGUUGAAUCGUAACAUGUCCCUGAGACAGAAUGAGAGUAAAAUAGAAGUAUACAUACCUAUAGUCUUUAAAGAAUCGUAACAUGUCCCUGAGACAGAAUGAGAGUAAAAUAGAAGUAUACAUACCUAUAGUCUUUAAAGAAUCGUAACAUGUCCCUGAGACAGAAUGAGAGUAAAAUAGAAGUAUACAUACCUAUAGUCUUUAAAGAAUCGUAACAUGUCCCUGAGACAGAAUGAGAGUAAAAUAGAAGUAUACAUACCUAUAGUCUUUAAAGAAUCGUAACAUGUCCCUGAGACAGAAUGAGAGUAAAAUAGGCGUAUACAUACCUAUAGUCUUUAAAGAAUCGUAACAUGUCCCUGAGACAGAAUGAGAGUAAAAUAGAAGUAUACAUACCUAUAGUCUUUAAAGAAUCGUAACAUGUCCCUGAGACAGAAUGAGAGUAAAAUAGAAGUAUACAUACCUAUAGUCUUUAAAGAAUCGUAACAUGUCCCUGAGACAGAAUGAGAGUAAAAUAGAAGUAUACAUACCUAUAGUCUUUAAAGAAUCGUAACAUGUCCCUGAGACAGAAUGAGAGUAAAAUAGGCGUAUACAUACCUAUAGUCUUUAAAGAAUCGUAACAUGUCCCUGAGACAGGAUGAGAGUAAAAUAGAAGUAUACAUACCUAUAGUCUUUAAAGAAUCGUAACAUGUCCCUGAGACAGAAUGAGAGUAAAAUAGGCGUAUACAUACCUAUAGUCUUUAAAGAAUCGUAACAUGUCCCUGAGACAGGAUGAGAGUAAAAUAGAAGUAUACAUACCUAUAGUCUUUAAAGAAUCGUAACAUGUCCCUGAGACAGGAUGAGAGUAAAAUAGAAGUAUACAUACCUAUAGUCUUUAAAGAAUCGUAACAUGUCCCUGAGACAGGAUGAGAGUAAAAUAGAAGUAUACAUACCUAUAGUCUUUAAAGAAUCGUUGUGAGUUAUCUGGACCGUUAUAGUACGGAUUGUCUAUCUUAGUUACCUUUUGUCAGUUGUUAUGGAAACCCAAGAAUGUAUAAUUAUAGCAGUAUGUACUACUACUAUAAAUUACUAUAUUGCCAAUAAAUAGGACCCCCUGCUAGGCCUGAUAGUUACAAUGCUCUAUCCGCCAUGUUGCUAAUUUUGAAUAUUAAUUAGUUCGCCCCCUGAAUAAAAUGCGUCUGACACAUGCACUUGUUAUCUCUGUUUAGGUUUAUCAGUAGCCUGCUAUAUUUCUACCAACCAAGCAGCCUUCAGUUUUGUACAGUGGAACUUAGUAAUCCUAUGGCAAAGAAACUGUCAGAAAUUGGACUUCUUUUGAUAGAUUUUCUUCUUGCCAAUAUUGUAAGUAUAGUCGAAUAUGAUCCAAAUAUCACUGAAGUAAUUGGCCAAAUGAAGAAACCGAUAAUAAUGAAUAUUGCUCACCAUUUUCGCUUCAUGUUCAGUACCAUUCGCCUAGUUCACACAUUGACAUGAAGACCUUUGAAUUGAAACCAAGGUUAAUUUGUCACACACUUUGAUCUAAACUUACUUUGAAUUAAGGAACCUUCACUUGAAAUUUUAGAGCAGCCUCGAGGAUUGUAUUACUCGUGUAAUUAAUUUAUCGAGCCGACUGGUAUACCAUAUAGUUUAUAUAUGUUAAGACAAUCCAUUAUGGUCUGCUUGAGUAAAACGACACUUUGCAUGAAAAAUAAUAUUGAGCGAUGUGAUCGGGUGACGACAAAAUUCGGUACGGAAAACAUCGAUCUAUACUUUUCGGCGGCCAAUUACAUCGCUAACUAGUCAUGUUCCUGGUUUUAUGGAAUAAAAUUUAAAUUUGGUGAUCUUACCACAAAAUGAACAGUGAUUUUGCCAUUCUACUGGACCAUAGUUAAUAUAUAUGGUUGGAUAUUAAUAAUAAAUAUUUGUUUUUAGCAGGAAAGUCAGCGCAUGCUUGAAGACUUCACUAAGGAAUUCUCAGAAUGUCUAGAUAAGGUAUGUGGACGUCUAAUCUCCAUUUCCUUCAACUACUGCUGGCGUAAACACAGUUGGAUCUACUGGGCGUAAUACGAAACCAUAUUUACCCGAAACCUGCAGGAACAGCUAAUAGGCAAUUCCAGCUUUUAGUUUAUGCGUGCAGGGGACGAUGGGAAGUAAGGUAUCACAUUGCUGAUUAUGCUGAAAAAAUAAAAAUGGUGGCCGUGUAAACACGGAGUGAUAGCUUAUACUUGUAAAUAUUGAAAUAUUUCGGUUGUUUCGGUAGUUUUUAUUGAAAUUUUCCAACAUAAUCAGCACUAUGAUACCUUACUUCCCAUCAUCCCCUGCAGGCAUAAACUAAAAGCUGGAAUUGCCUGUUGUGCAAUAACACUGAGCUUGUACAUUGAUUAUCUGUAUCAUUAAGUCUUCGGUGGCACAUUCUCCCUAUCCAGGAGCGAGAGUUGUGAAUAUACUUUUGAAACCCUUUUGAUCGUUGGUAUUGUUGAUGGCAAUUGAUCAGUCAUGCUGUUGAGUCCUACAUAGCAGGGGGUUCGGAGAUCUUGCUGCCACGAAAAAUGUUGAAUUUUGGAAGUUCAGAGUAUGUGUUUCAUGCAUUUUCAGGGUGAAAUUCGUGCAACAGAGCAACAAAUAUUUGAAAAUCUCAUUGCCAUUAGUUUUUAUUUUCCUUCCCAGAUUUCUCUUCCUUUUCGUUUCUUCCCGUUCCUCAUUUACUCUUUUGGGGGUAAACGCCCGACAUUUUUCAAACAUUGAAUCAUUUGAUUCUUGGGACGGUGUCCGCCAGAUUGAAUAAGUGAUACGAUGCCAAUUUCUGUUGAAGACUUGCCUGUAAUAGCCAAUGUUUUGUGAAUGGUUGGACCUUGGUUUUGCUUUGAUUUACUGAAGUUGAAAGUCUUCUAAAUGCUUUGCUUUGACUGACCAAGGCUCUUUAAUCAUAUUUUCAGGCUUUCAAGGAUGCCAACAGUGGAACUCUUGGUGAGGAAAGUUUAAUGAAGACAACAAGUCGUUAUUAUUUUGUAUUCUUCGGAAGAUUGUCUUGUUCGAGUGAAGGUCAUAAACUUCUAGGAACUACUGGAGUUUAUCAGCAGUAAGUCUGAGCUUUUUCCUCUUACGCAGUAUUGAAUUCUUUCAUACUACUACAGCUGUACAGCAAUUUAAUAUGACACUGCUAAGAACAAUUUGUCCACUACCUGGACAUGAUCAAAUCUGGCUGUUGGAAAGACUUGAUUGAAAUAUACUUGGCCAAGUUUCAAAUAUGCAUUCUUUCAAUAAUUAUGUUACGAGCAUACAGUAUACUUAUUUGGCCUUGUUUCGUUUCCACUAAGUUAAAUAUUGAGAUAGAAUCAGUAUUCAUAAUAAGGCUUCCAGUUCAAGAAGAAAUCCAUCAGGGUCGGAAUCUAGAGUCUUCUAAUAUGACCUUUUAUAAUCAUCAUAUUAAUUUAUGCAUCGGGUUGUUCUCAGUUAUUUAGACCUGGCCUCGAUGAAGUCACGUGAUCGCCUUCUCAAGCUGAUACUUGCCAGUUUAGACUACAGACGUGCUGAAAUAAGCAGAAUUAUUUUAUCCAAGAUCCUCACCGCUUCCCCAACGGUAAAGUCUUUAAAUUUAUAUUCGGAACAAAUAACCAAUCGCUGUUCAGCCUGGCUCAACAUUGGCAGAAUUUGAAACAACUGUGAUAUUGUGAACUAAAUGUCAAUGCCUUACUAUGCUUUACUAUUUUUAUUCUUCAAAUCUUGUAUGACGGAACUUUCUCUAAGCCGCAUUUUAGUAAUUCUGUGUUUGAAUAACUAGACCAUAGCCAUAGGCUUAGUAAAAAAUAUUUUAGUAACUACGUAUCGGAGUAUAACUCCAUCUUCAGGUUAAAAAUGACUCGUGUCCGUGUCUGUAUUUGUAAUUAAAUUUUAAAAACUUGAGUUCAGGUCAGGUUCCAUUCUUUCAAUGUAAAAUGCCUCCGUGAUCUUUCUUUCCAAUGUUGCUUUCGUUUUGUUCAACAUAGAUGGAAUAAGCAUAGGCGACUGACCUGGGUGUAACUGUUUGUAGUGCUUCGAGAGUGCCAGGUAACAGUGGGAAAAACGCUCGAAACACUACAAUUAACUACGUCUUCGUGGAUGAGACGAAGGCUUUCCUGCGCACCUCAAAGUAGUAAAUGUAAUAAAUUCAAAAUUAUGUAGACCAUUUAAUCUUACGUCCUAGAAUGUUCGCCUGUACGCCACAAAGUUUCUUCGUGCGUUGUUGAGAGCGAAAGUCGCGUUCUUCAAUAACUGGGGAAUAGAAUUGUUGGUUACUCAGGUAAGAAAUGUAGUUUUAUACAAAUAAUGAAUGUUUAUGAAUGUAAUUUUCCAUCUAGGUCAUAGAUCAAUUUUAUCGAAUUUUUAUUUGAAUCAAGGUGACUCGAUAUAUUAAUGCACAUAAAACCCCUUAUACAUGAAUCGGGAAACAAAACGUUAUGCUAUCGUGUCCGCGGGAAUAUUAACGAACGGACUUACAUAAAUGAUCUGACACGCGCCGACGCGCUCUAUCUCCAUUGCUGACGUCAUUAGAAAUGCUAAUUUUUAAAAAACUGUGCGCUACAUCUAUUAUUUCGUGCGGUGACCUAUGUUGAAAUUUUGCACACUGUGUUGGACUGCAAAAGUCUUUCAUUACAGAAUAAACUCAUUACAGAAUAUUUUUAUAUUUUGCUCAUUGUUAGUAUACUGUAUGUUGUAAGUAUAAACUGUUGCACGUAAAGAAAUUGGGCUCACCGUGCUACUUUUCCAACUACACAAAGCAAUAGGCUAUUUUAGAGUGAAUUUCGUUACCAAAACGAACAUAAAUUGAAGAUCAAAAUUGAUGAAUAUUGUGAUAUCUGCUGCAUAACGUUUAAAACUAUCAAACUAUUAUACACCUGAAGUUUGAGCCACCUUAAAUACAAAACAAAUACAUACCUCAGUUGCAUCUACAAUGUUAAAAAAUGAUACAUAUCCAACAAAAAAUUGUCCCAAAAAAUGUUUUAGUGGAGAAUUAAUAUGCACAAAUAAUGGCGUUUAUUUCACCUAUAAUUUCACUCAACAGUAUCGUAAAAAAUAUUUUUACACCAUGCACUGUUUUGCUUCUCAUGAAUUAUGUGUUUGAAUUAAUCAAAUCCCAUUGGUCUCAAUCAGUGGUCUCAAUAUGAAAAUUAUCGCCAAUGAACUACGAUUACGAUCUGAUUAAGAUUUUGACAGAUGAAAUUUAAUGAAAACCAAACCGUUCAGUGAGUAAUACGAGCAACAAAAUUGCUGCAACUUGCAACAAAAUCUGAUUUCAACGCAUGUUAAGUAGAAAUGUUGACACAUGUUGCCUCGUGAUUUGUAAUGUAUGUGUGAACAUGUUCAAUUAACAUGCGUAGAAAUCAGAUUUUGUUGCAAGUUGCAGCAAUUUUGUUGCCCAUAUUACUCCACCUUAAGAUGGUAAUUUUUAUCCAAUAUCACGUGAUCAUAAUGAGCCAAUUAAAUUACCAUAAUUUAAUGAAGUGUUAUAUAACGUUUGUUAUAACUAUUUUUGUUGCUCAUCGAUUUUCACAACCAUCAUUCUUCACAAGAAAUCAAAGUUGACAAUUUAUUUCUUUAAAGCUUUAUGAUCAUGAGAACAGAAUUGCAAUGGAGGCUGCUGAUGUCUUGGAAGAAGCAUGCGAAGAUGAGGUUUGUUUUAUAAGAAAUAUAGGGUUGCAGGAGGUUACUAAGGCUUCACACUAUGUAGCUGGAUAAUCCAAGUUACGAUAUUUAACAGUUAUAGAGUCGAAUAUGAGCUGAUAGAUUCGACGAGAGUGAGUGGAAUAACUGUUUUAUUAUAUACACAAGGUCUGAAUUUACAGACUUUGCUUUUCUGUUAUUUUCAAUAUUUUUCUAUUUUGUUUAUGUUUUUAUCUUCGCUCUUUCGGCCGAUUAUUUUUUCAAAAAUAUAUAUUUUUAACCAUUUUAUAUUUUAAAAAUUCAUUUGCUAACCUGUAAACAAUUUGUGGGAGUUUUUUCAUUGUGUUUUUAAUCCUGAAAGGGCUAUAAAAAGCGAACAACUUGCCGUUUUCUCGUUCGCAAAACAUUGGAAAUUCAAUUUUAGCCGCCAUUUUGUUUUUCUCUACUAGUAGGAUAUGAGCUAAUAUCCUGCUAGUAGAGAACCAAUCAGAUUGCAGAAUACCUCAUAUCCAGACCUUGUGUAUAUAAUAACACUUUUUAUACCUAACCAGGAACGGUUGGGAAAAAUGUAACACUAGGUCCUCUGGCAGGAUUCGAACCUGCGUCCCUGCAAUUCCAGUGCAGCGCACUAACCAACUGAGGUAACCGUUUCCAAAAGUAGCGCCACUCUGUUAAUUUGAAGGAUUGGGUUGUGUUUUCGCAAUUUUAUGGUAAAACAGCAUUUUGCAGCUAACAUUGAUGAUAAAGUGGCCAAAAGGCUAAAAAGUUGUUACAACGUUUUCUAGGCUAAUCUUCAAUAUUUGGUUCAACUUCGACCAGCUUUACUUCAUCUUGGAGACAGAGGCUGGAGACUUUUAACGAGGUACAGUAUAGUGUACUGUCCUGUAUAUAUAGUAGACAUGAAUAACGAAUCAGUUUUUGAAUAACGCAUGCAUACAGUAGUUUGUGCUCGUUAUCUCUGAAGUGGAUAAGAAACUUAUCAUAUUAGGCCGCGUUUACACUUUAACGCUACGGCUGGCAUUCGUUAAAAAUUCACUACGUUUCUUAGACCGUGUUUACACUAUGACGCUACGGCGAUUUACUAUAGCGUAUUGAUUUGCGUCCGGAGUGCCAAGCGUAGUGGUCUGUAGUUGGUACAUUACGGUAAGCAACUCCGUUAAUUUUUAAGGAAAUGCUAGCCGUAACGUUAUAGUGUAAACGUGGCCUUAAAGUUAUCCAUACAGCGCAUGCUGCAUGAUAGUAAUAUAAAAUUUCUCUUUGUUCCAGGUUUUUAUCCGUUGAUAAAGGUUUCACGUAUUUAAGUGGACUGGGUUACGUUGAUCCACUCAUGGAGCAAUGGCUUCAGGUGGGUAUUUAUCCAAUUUAAGAUCUGAAUCUAAGUUCUGUAAUAUUGAAAUGUUCAACACAAAAUCCCACUAUUCGUGAACUGAGAAAUACUGGCUUCCUGGGAAGGCGUGAGAGGUAGAGAAGGGUAGAAACGAAGAAAUAGAUGUACGAAGAUGCGACGACCCUUUCCGAACCUCAUUAUGAUCACGUGAUACGUGUACUAUACGUUUUGUUACACUGCACGGUUUGGUUUUCAUUAAAUUCCAUCUGUCAAAAUCUUAAUCGGAUCGUAAUCGUAGCUCAUUUAGCAAUAAUUUUCUGUAACAAUAUUUCUAACUAAGAAAGCACAAUCAAUUAUCACACUGAUUAUUUAAACAAAUUUACAUAACGAUUGAGGCAGAUUGCUUUUAAAGACUGAUAUAUUUGGAGUAACACGAGGACAGAAACUUCUUUGGCGGCCUGAACUCGCGCCCCGAAUAUAUCACGCACUGAAUGUUAAAAUGGCUGCCACCGAGCGGAAUGUACUUAUUACCUAUGCUCUGUGUCCAACAAAAAGGCGUAUGUAUACGAGUGUGGAAUCAUAUUUUUUCACAGGCUCCGUUAAUUUUCGCCAUGAUACCCGUUUAUUAUAUGCAAUGGCGUUAAAAUCGUGGCUAGUGACUCAACUUAUGCAUUAUUGCAUGGUCAUAUCGUUGCAGAAAUACAGUAGUGAGUACGUAAAAUGGGUGGAGGAAGCUCUUGCUGAAGCCUUAACAACAUAUCAGAAACCAACCGAUGAAGAUGGUGGAUAUGUGAGACAAUCAUCCGUUAAGUAUGUGAAAUAUAAUAACACUAAUACGUUUUCCAACUAUUCUACAGCCAGAUCAUGCACGACAUCACUAACACAAUCUUUGAAGUCUUUAAACUUUUUGCCCAGAAUGCUGUUUUAGCAUCUGCUUGUGUAUGCAUGAUUUUACAUUAGCGACAAUAUUUUGCGAGCAAACUGAAAAAUUUUCCCGAGAUUCAAUGAUGACCGGCACUUGGUACAGUAAGUUUCUGAUUGUUCAAAACGUUGCGGCAACUUGUUGCAGCGUUUUUAAUUCUUUCUUACCUAUUUAUAUAUUUCUGGCAUAUUUUAUAGAGUUGUUAAACGCCAUGUUUACGUUCCAACACACUUCUUUGGCGAAAUCGUGAAGUUAAAGAGUGGAUAUGAACAUCUACAGCAAACAGUAAGUGGAGUAAUAUGUGUAUACGAUUUCAUGUUUCAGAUGUCUAUUUUGCGUUUGGUACAGUAUACUUAUCUAUCAGUUUUCAUUAUUGUAUGAAAUGUAAUUUUUAUCAAAAUUGCGUUCAGGGUUACGUUGGUCAGUUUGUGCAUACAAUUCAGAUGUUUGAUUCAGACAAAGCGGCGGACAUUCAGAAGGUCAAAGCAGCACUUUGGGCAUUGGUAAGUGAUACGUAUGUGUGAAUGGUGUGUGGGAACUCAAAGAUUUCAGUUGGUAUUUGUAAUGUAGGUGAAGGUAACAACAGAAAUGCUAUUUACUUAACGCCAACCCCCGCCCCCUGGCUGAAUCUGCGAACUAUACAUAGAGGCAAAAGAUGAUCAGCCUUUUUGCCAUCCAACCAAUUGGAUUUGAGUAUCGUCUUGUUUUCCUAAUGUUUAAAUAAUUAAAAUGCUUACAUUAAUUUUAUUUUGCUAAACACCAUCCUUUUGGGGAUCUUGAUAAAACUUAGAGCGGUAUAGUUCGUUAAGUGGCGUUAAGACCUCACUUUUGUAUUUUCUGUUAGGGUCAUAUCGGGACCUCAAGCUGGGGCUUAAGUAUCUUAAUUGAGGAGGAAAUUAUCCCUCACAUUGUCGAAAUGGCAAACUUCUGUAGUGUUCUAACUCUAAGAGGGUAAGUCACAGUCUGCGUUUAAAAUAAGCACGCAAUCAGAUUCAGAGGAUUUUACAUCUGCUGCACUAAUCAUAAAUUUUAGUAACAGUAACAUGGUAAGAAUAUAUAGCUCCAUCUUAAUGUAACAUCUGCCCCAUUUCUGGUAGUAGCGAUCGCCGCAAUUUCUAUCAACUUUUCAUCUUGGCUCUUUACAUCCCAGGGAAGCAAUGCAGGGUAUUUUCAUCAGUGGUACAUAAUCAGUAAUGUCUUACAUUGGUGGAUAUAUUUAAUGGCUUAAAUAGACCUUUCCCCUUAUAACCAAAAUUUUGAUAUAGGCAAGUCUAGACAAAUAUUUCAUCACAGCUUGAAAGAGCAUCACAAAAUUAGUAAUAUUCCAAAGUUUCGUUGCGAAAUGUUGUAAAAUGAGGAAAAUAGAGCCUUGCGAAGUUUGCAAUUUUCAGUCAUUUUGCAUAACAAACGGGAAAUUGCAGCCCCAACACCCGAAUCGUAUGUCAAUUUCCCGUUUGUAAUACAAAAUGACUGAAAAACGGCAAACUUCGCAAGGCUAUAUUAUCCGCAUUUUACAAGAUUUUGCACCAAAACUUUGGAAUAUUACUAAUUUUGUGAUGCUCUUUCAAGCUGUGAUGAAAUUUUUGUCUAGAUCGAAAUUUUAGUUAUAAGGGGAAAGGUCCAUUGACAUCUAUAAUUUGCCAAUGUGGUUUGCUAUUUUCUCUUUGAAACUUUUUUGAUCGCAGAGCUUAUCGAAGUAAAAUGCUCGUAGGCUGGUUUUGAUUAAGCAGGUAACAGUUUUGAUCAAACAGUUCAUUUUAUUAUAAAAACCGUCAACGAUUUACAAUUAUAGAGGUUCAAAUUUGACUAUACUUCGUGACAAAGGUUUUGCUUAAAUGCCUAACUACUGUGUGGACUCCUUUCUCGAUCUUUUAAAUAUAUUUGAUAUAGAACUAUAUAUUGUCAAUUUUCAUAAUUUUUUCGUCCUUUAUUUGGUUUCCUGAUAUUUAUAUAGCCCUGUGGUUAUUUCAGGGAGCCAGCUCUCUUUCAAAUCUUCUCAAAAAUUACAAAACAAUUAGUCACAGAUCACAAAUAUAUUUUACUAAUAAUAAUAAUGUUAACUAUAAUUUAAAUAAUUUCUUUGUGUAUAUAAAUUGCAAUUUGAAAGGAGCAAAUAAAUCUUGUAUCUUGUAUCUUGUAUCUUGUACCUAUAAUCUCAAUUUGUGCAUGUAUUAGUAUUUACUUAUGAUAUAAAUGGGAUUAAUUAUGCCGCUUUGUAUAUGUAGAACGUGUUUCUACGUGUUGGGAUUGAUUGCCACAACCCGUCAGGGAGCGGACAUUCUUAAAACGUUAAACUGGGAAAGUGUUCGUCAUAAAGGAGAAGACUCAUGGCCUGUUGUUGAAGUUAAAGAAGAAGCUCUACCUUAUUCCAAGUGGUUUGUCUCAUCGCUCUCUGCUGCUACAGGUUAACAAUUAUUUCUGCCCAUACUCCAUACAUGCAGGCUAUAUAAUUAUUUCUGCCCAUCUACUCCAUACAUGCAGGCUAUAUAUAUAUACAUGCAGGGUAUGAAUUAGAAUAAUCUAAACUUGUUGCCGUUGAAUCAAGAAUUAACACAUCGACCGCCAUAGUAAAUUGUACCAAUGCAGUGGAAUGUAAAAUCUACCAUUGCAUUACCUACAUUUGUUUCUGCUUAAUCCGUUUUAUCCAUUACUCUCAAGACUCAGAUGCAUCGUACUUCCUUGCGAUAGCAAUAUCUAGUCUAAAAUACAUACAGUGGGGGUCAAAAGUCUGAGUCCAGUCAAUAUGAUUUUGCCUUUUAUUGAUAUACAAUAUAUUCUUAUACAACACACCACUAUAUGUGCGUCGAAUAAGGACUUACAUCAACGUUGGAAUUGAUUAUACUAUAUUAACCAAGUGAACAUUAUUUUAAUAUUUUGUGUGACCUCCUUUUGAUUUUAAAACAGCUUCGACUCUUCCUGUCAUAGCCAUAGAUUCAACAAGUUUUCUUAGUAUUGAUGGUUUAAGGUUAUUCCAGCAUUAUUGAUCAACGACAUCCCAUAGGUUGGUUGUCUUUACUUGUGGGAUUCUGUUUCACUUUCUCUCGUUUCAAAUGUUUCCAUAAAUUCUCAAUAGGAUUUAUGAUUUUAGGUCUGGAGGUUGAGAAUGAAAUCCAUAACAACCAGAUCACCUUUCUCAUCCCACAAGUAAAGAAAACAUAUGGGAUGUCCUUACUGUCGUUCCAAUUGAAGUGUUGCUCAAAUAUUGCUUCAAUACAUUACCUCGGGCUGACCAAUUCAUUUGAUCAAGUUCCUCGAGAUAUUCAUACACUUCCUGUGAAAGAGCCAAUUCCAAGUAUUUGAUCAUUUCUGGUCACUUCCUUUCUAUUUACGAUUGGUUAGUUGCACAAACAACAAAGGUGAUUGGUGCAUUCAAACUAUUCAACAGGAAGUUUACAAUUAUACUAGGAAGUGUAUGAAUAUCUCGAGGAACUUGAUGAAAUGAAUUGGUCAGCCCGAUGUAAUGUAUUGAAUCAAUAUUUGAGCAACACUUCAAUUGGAACGACAGUAAUCAAUGCUGGAAUAGCCUUAAGCAGGCAGUACUUAGAACACUUGUUGAAUCUAUGCCAGGAAGAGUUAAAGUAGCCUGCGAACAGGCUCACUGGGAGAAAGGUGAGCCUGCACGGAACCAUGCGUUUUAUUCAAUCAUCCCCUUUUCGCAUCUGCUAAACGCUAACCAAUCAGCGUCGACUGCGAUAAAUAAACUGUCAACUGUCAAAUUGACGCAAGGCGUGUACAUUGUGCAACAUGAACAAUAAUACAAAGCAUUAGCGGGCCGCACAAUAUAUUACUCGGAAAAAUAUAGAAUUCUUCAAAUAUUAAACGAAGUGACUAUAUGACCGGCAGCCGGUCACGGUUUAUCAAAUACUAAAUGGCCGGCAGUCUAGUGACUAUUGUUAAAGUUGAAUUUUUAUAAGAUAAACCUAUCCCCAACCCCAAACCCUUUUCUAACCCUAACCCCUAAGUCCUAACCCUAACCUUUUGAGAGUUAGAAAAGUCGGGAAAAAAAGUUUAAAAAUUUUUAAGAAAAAACAAUGCUAAGUCAAACAAAACACAUCCCGACCCGACUGCGUUUAACUUUUCGCACGCAGCGCCCUUGCCGUAUGAGCUUACGGCAAGUUCGGUAAAAGUUAACGCAAACAAAAGUUUUUAUAUUCAACUAUAGUCACUAGACUGCCGGCCAUUUAGUAUUUGAUAAACCGUGACCGGCUGCCGGUCAUAUAGUCACUUUGAAUAUUAAAUAGAUAUCAAUACACAUACAAAUAUAAAGCCGAAUAAAAUACUACCAUUGGCUUUGAAUGUACAGUAAUACUUGUACUAUGUGCGACUGAAAGAACAAUGUUCUGAAUAUUUUGAAGCUAUUACUAAAAUACGGUCAGAUAGAUUGGGAUUUGGAAUACCGAAUACGUCUAAAAUUUUACUAACUGUGGUCUAAAUAAAUGAUAAAUGAGCAUGUAUUUAUUAAUUUCUUCGAAAUCACGAGUGUGCCAAUAGUGGAAGCCGUAUCGGCGACGAAAUUGUCAGCAGUUAAUAAUAUACAGCAAAUAGUACAACGUUUAAUGUACGAUAUAUAUUUAUCUAAAUGACAUGCCAGCGAGGAUCAACAAUAUAAUUAUUCGUACAUAUUUGGGUAUCUUUUGUAUGCCUUCGCUUUCUGACUUGCUCACUAAUGAGAAUAAUCCGUGAAGCCACGACGACCUCAAAAUGUACUAUACUAUAGUCUGAUGUCAAUCCGAAGACGAAGUUCAGAAUACUGUUAUAGUUUCGUAUAUUGGAUUUAAGCGAUAGAUUCAAGUAAUUUAUGAUAGACUUUUUUGCUGUGAUGCUUUGCUAUUGCUUUUGGUUUCCACUUCUAGUUUUAUUUGUUCGAUAGUCCUAUAAUAUAUAAUAUUAAAAUGAAUAAAGUUCAAAUUCUUCAAAAUGCUGUUGUUGACAUUUGCUAUUUUUAGUAAUUUUGUCAACGAGUGUAAGCCAAUCAGAAGCCUGCGUUUCUAUACGAACGCCACUACCAAGAAAACCUAUAGUUCCGUGCAGGCCCUCUAUUCUUCGCGCCGCCCGCAACCCAGGGCCUGUUCGCAGGCUAGAGUUAAAGCUAUUCUUAAAUCAAAAAAAGGUCACACAAAAUAUUAAAAUAAUUUUCACUUGACUAAUAUAGUAUAAUCAAUUCCAACGUUGAUGUAAAUCCUUAUUUGACGCACAUACAGUGAUCUAUUGUGUGAAAAUAUAUUGUAUAUCAAUAAAGGGCAAAAGCAUAUUGACUGGACUCAGACUUUUGACCCCCACUGUACUUAUCAGCACUUGGGUUUCCCAGAUAAAAUUAAACGUUCGGCUGGCAAGUCAGAAGCUGACGUCGUCAAUGCUUCACUUGUCCGGAAAAAGUAGCAGUUUUCCACCAUAGUCGUUACUAGACUUUCUCUUGCUCCAGGUUUAACAUUUAGUCCGUCUCUGUCCUCCCAAUAUAUUACAGCAAGCAUGACGUACAUGAAAAUAGCAUGAUUCAAGCAUGAAACGAAAGUGAAUGGGACUUCCGGUACUGGAAGUUGACGAUUCUGUUGAUUGUUGUUUAAACUUACUAUAAAAUUUAUAGAAAUACUGUUUACGUUACUUACUGUUAAGUAACGAGGCGAGUGUGUCACUUUUUUGUUCUUCCAACAUUAUGACGUCAUACUGUGUAUCUAUAACUGAACAGACAACGGCAAAAUCUUAUAUCUAUUUGUUUUAUAUAAUAAAAAGAAACCCCCCGAAUUAAACAGAUAAUAGCUUUCUUUUAUCCAUCCAAACAUUUGGAAAUUUGAAAAAGUCGAAAUUUUACAAAUAUCACGCGUACAUGAUCUAUACAAAUACGGGAAUGCUAUUGGAUAAGGUUUUGUGUGACAUAAUUCCGUGUGUGUGUCCUCUAAUAGAUCAUGGCUAUCGACCAAUGAAAGGGCUUAAAUUCUUAAAGUUAUUAUAUAAAGUGCGUUUACACACAGGCAUACAACAGGCCUAUCCCGCGAGAAAAACCGUGGCAAGUUACUGGGGGCACUGAUUGAUUUUUUGCUUGAUUAAUUUUUUGACUUGUUGGUAAUGAAAUCAUUAUUUUGCUAGUUUGCGGACGGUGCCAAGAUAUUAAAGAAUAUCAUCAACUUUAAUUUAUUUUGUAGAUUAUUACCGACAAAGUGUGGACGAAAGCCUUAGACACAGAAAAUCAGAGAGCGAGACCGAGGACGCUCAGAAGUCAUUGUAUGAUGAAGCAAGUGGUGUGUAUCUUGGUACAGAACAUCGACUGAGCAAUGUCUACGACAAAAGCAGUGGCAUUUAUCUUGGUGAGGAAGCUCCUCAAGUACCCAAACAUGAUGAAGGAACUGGUAGCGGUAUCUUACUAAGCAUGCUGGAAGAAAAACGUCAAGAAAUGUAUUUUGGUGAAGACCAACAUGGCGGCAGCAGUGUGUCACUCUCUGAAGAGAAAUCCAGUGGCUCUAAUGAGGAAGUUGAAACAAAGGUCGAGCCGCCGUCUUUGCUAGAGAGAAUAAAUAAAGCCUCCAUUCCAGCACAUCUCAUGCCACCCCCUGCUGAAACUGUGACAGGGAAGAAAGCCAGUGCUGAGGAUGAUAGCAGCCGGGGGGGUAAGAAAAAAUCAACCUCUCGAAGAGAGAACAGUCCAAAAUUAUUAGCUCGAAGCGAGUCUUAUCCACGCAGUGCUUCUAAUGCAUCCAGACAUUCCGCAGACAGCGAUGCUAGUACAGGCACGCAUGGUAACCAACUGAAGACGGGGAUCAACCUCGGGCCAUAUGAAGGUUCCUUAGGAGAAAAUUCUUUGAUUAGUAGAAUUCUUAAAAGUGCAAGCUCUUCACAAGGUAAUAUAUAACUUGUAUGUUUAAUUAUGUAUACAAAGUUUAGAUGAAAUAGGGGGUUUAAUCUAGUGUUUCGCUUCAAGUUUAAUCUAGUGCUCUGAAGCUGUUUCCUCUUUUAAGGAUAAAAUUCUACUCUGCAUGGAGGCAUAUAUGUUUUUGUCGAGAUUAUCAACAUCUUUUCGUAAGGGCGUCCGUUUCUCCUCUCUCUUACAAUAUUAGACUUCUAGCGAGGAAAUUCGGGAUUUAGGGAAUGUACAAAGUAAAUUCGGGUAUUGUUCUAUCCAGCUGCUACAGGUUGUAACUUAUUGAACAAUUUGUUGAAUUGUACGUCGAUAACAAGUUGUUGAACAACUUGGAACUGAUCGUUUGAAUCAUCAACCAAACAUGGCAUCUUCUUUAAGCCUUGAGUAAACUACGAAUCAUUGUUUCCUACCAAUGUUUCGCCAUGUUUCCCAGAGUGGGCAAAUACUAGGAAACAGUGAGGAACAUAGGGAAACAUCAAAUGUUUCUGAAUUUGCUAGGAAACAUUUUUGCUUCUCGGGAAGCAAAUUUUGUUUCCGCAACAAUGUUUCCACGGGUGGGCAAACAGGGAAACAUUGGAGGAAACAUCGAGAAUCGCAAAUGUUUCCGCAACAAUGUUUCCUAGUUUGCCCAGGGCUUUACAAUAUGAGACUAAAAUAUGGCACUGCGGACAGAAAAACAUCAGCCACAUAGUUGGAACAACCUUGCAAAACCAGUGUGUUUUCACGGGUAUACUUAAGAAAGCUCUUUUACAGUUUUCAGAAAAUUUUAUAGCCCGUUUAUAACCUCAUCCUGUAUUGCGUCCCUUAACAGCUUUGGAAUGUUAAUACACAUUUUACUGUUAGUUUCGAUUGAGUGUUUAUAAUUAGCAUUUCUCACACCGGCCAAUAUCCGCCAUUUUUGCGCUACUGUAUUUCCUCGUCAAAGAAUCUAGACAAUUAAAACAAUGGGAAAAUGACUUUUCAAAGUUGUAAUUGUGUAAAUUUACCAUUAUACACACAACUACAAUGAUGAUAAGUCGUAUUUCGUGGUGCGUAUACUCUCAGACUUGGCAGUAUCCCGAAAAUGGUGGAUAAACCGAGCGUGAGAAAGGCUAAUUGAUUUUCUAUUAUUGUUCCAGCCAAAGAUGGCAAAGUAGAAAACGAAGAGACCAAUGUUAAUAGUCCCCUAAGUAGCACUCCUCGAUCACGUGCAACAGAUGGUGAUGAAGUACGUCACGUGCGCAGCUCGAGUGGAGUAAGUGAGUCAAGUUAUCGUUCACAGUCCUCCAUGGACACUUUCCAAAGUUUUGGAAGUUAUAAAAGUCAAACAAGUCUAGACGAGAACAUCCCGUUACAUUUGGACUUAGAUAAACCUUACGAGAAAUCGAUGAGGAAAAGACAAGCCGAGCUAAAUCGCACACGUAGUUCGAGUUUAAAUGAACAGGGUAGCGUAGUAGACCCAAGACUCUCUAUAACAGCUGACGCUCGAAGUGCCAGUUUCUCUGGAACAACUGACGACAUGAGUCACUAUCCUGCACGAGCAAACCGACCAAUUUUCCGAAAUGAUUACUCCAUCAGCUUACCUGCGAACGACCAACGCGCUUUGAUAACGGGCAGUAACACUGAGGUGAUGUUACUGGACAAUAAAACGCUGGUUUUAAAGAAUCUUACAAAGUCUGAAGAAACAGAUGGUUUUGAUGGUUCAUAUUUAGAUCAGAUGAGCAUGGGUGAUGGUCUAAGUUAUAUGGCGUCUGUUGUUAGUAGAAAUGACCAUGUUAGAGAUAUAGGAACCUCAGUUGAUGAAAUAAACAAGAAAUUUCCUCGCAAAGCGUAUUCUCGUAGCGCAAGCUCGGCUAGUUCAAGUUAUACUCCGCGUGGUAAACGACUUAAAAAAAGCGUGACUUCAAUGUCGAUAUGGAGUCUUCAAUCUGUUCCAAUGAGCCCUACAUCUCCAUCGGAUGUCGAAAGCGUAGACAUGAUGCCAACCUACACAUCUUUUCGCGACGCACAUGGUUAUUCUGCUUUGAGUAAUUUGCGCAGAAAGCGAAGUAUGAACAGGGAUAUUGAAUCGCGAAUUGGAGGAUUUAAUCAGUCGUUCGCCAUUGUUGGGUAAGCCUUGUUCUAUGUUGUUUACAGUUUAGUUUUUAUUGCUAUUGUUAUUGAUGCUAUUCUUGUCUUUAUUUCUUGGUGUUGGUGAUGCUAUCGUUGCUGUUGGUGAUGCUAUCGUUGCUGUUGGUGAUGCUUAUGUUGUUGUUGUUGUUGUUGUCGUUGUCGUUGUCGUCGUUGUCGUUGUCGUCGUCGUCGUUGUCGUUGUCGUUGUCGUUGUCGUUGUCGUUGUCGUUGUCGUUGUUGUUGUUGUUGUUGUUGUUGUCGUCGUCGUCGUUGUUGUUGUUGUCGUCGUCGUUGUUGUCGUCGUCGUCGUCGUCGUCGUUGUUGUUGUCGUCGUCGUCGUCGUUGUUGUUGUCGUUGUUGUUGUCGUCGUUGUUGUUGUCGUCGUCGUCGUCGUCGUCGUUGUUGUUGUUGUCGUCGUCGUCGUUGUUGUUGUCGUCGUCGUCGUCGUUGUUGUUGUUGUUGUCGUCGUCGUCGUUGUUGUUGUUGUCGUCGUCGUCGUUGUUGUUGUUGUCGUCGUUGUUGUUGUUGUCGUCGUCGUUGUUGUUGUUGUCGUCGUCGUUGUUGUUGUUGUCGUCGUCGUUGUUGUUGUUGUCGUCGUCGUUGUUGUUGUUGUCGUCGUCGUUGUUGUUCGUCGUCGUCGUCGUCGUCGUCGUUGUUGUUGUUGUCGUCGUCGUCGUUGUUGUUGUCGUCGUCGUCGUCGUCGUCGUCGUUGUUGUUGUUGUCGUCGUCGUCGUUGUUGUUGUUGUUGUUGUCGUCGUCGUUGUUGUUGUUGUCGUCGUCGUCGUUGCCGUUGUCGUCGCCGUCGUUGUCGCUGUUGUUGUAAUAUGGUGUGUUGGAUAUUGUCAUUGUGUUGCUUUCCGUGCUUACGCUACGAGUACUUGAAAUGCCUGUGCCCACAUCGUGUUGCCUAAAUGGUUUUAGGAAAUUGGGUCCAGAAACAAGAUGUAGCAUUGUUUAUAAAUAUUUAACCACACCUGACGCCCGUAUGGUUGUUUCCGUUAGCUUGAAUAUUAGAAAAAGUCGGAAUUCACAAAAAAUAUUUUUGUGAACAUGCAUAAUCACCAUGUAUACUUAAUAUCUUUAUUGCCUGUUGAUUAAAAAAAUGUCGCCUUUCUUCUAGCUUGACCACAUUAGUGGUUCGUGCGUGGUUGCUGCCACUGAUGAUCUACUAUUAGAUCAGUGGGUUGCUGCACCAAUACACCUUGUAAAAAUCAACAAUAAUUCAUGAAGAGAAUUCAAAUGAAGUCGAUGUUUAACGAGGUGUUUUAUCCACAUAUACAAAAUUUUCGUGAUUUGCAUAAACCUUUUACUCCAAUAUCUGAUCAAGAUGGCCGCUUAUGCUGUAUAUAUAUUACUUAUAAAACAAUUGCUUUUGACUAAUUGCCCCCAUUUCGCUGGGUUUUUUUACUAUUUCAGACCUCCUAUCCCUGAAUCCCGACCAUUAUCCUUGGACUUCGCAGAAAGCCAAACAUCGGGAUCUUCAGCUCUUCCCACUCCCUCUCCUCUGGAUCAUCAAUAUGGCAGGAAAUUGAAAACAGCGAGUUCCGCAAGAGGAAACGAAUUUUUGGGAUUGACAUUGCCUCUUGAUCUCACCGACUUCUUUAUGGUAUGCAAGCGUUCCUGUCCAUAGUGUAAGAAAUAUAUGCGUACAAAUAUGAAUGAAGUGCAGUUUGGCGUUCACCACCAACACUAGUCUUUCAGUUUGUGGUGGAAUGCUAAACACACUGAACUCAACAAACUCUCAACAUAUGAUUCAUUAUAGAACAAUUCAAUUUAUUUUGCACAAAUUUUACCAUAGACAUAGUACAUUGGAUUAUUUUAAACUUGAGAUCGAUUUAGUUAUUUUACAAAUUAUAGACAAGUUACUAUAUUAAAGGAGUGUGACAAACUAUGAUUCUUUGACACCAUCAUCACACGCGAAGUCGCAAAUUAAACAUUAGAGAGCUUAAGAUGAGGUAAAUCUAGGACGCGGACAUGACAAAAAGCACACCCUAAAUUCGUAGUGUCAAAAACACGGGUAAAAAAUAUGGAUUAUUUUUAUUAAUAAAGAAGGAUACAGGUGAAAAACAAAUUUAAACUGGUAACAAAUCCAAAAGAAAAGCAUAAGUAACUGUCUUUUUGUCAUAUCCGCGUACUAGAUUUAUACUUUGACUACAAUUCAUAUCAUGAAAAAAGAUACCAAACUACUACCAAACACGGGCGAAAGGUAACUAUCGAACUCAAACGCCUUACGGGCGAGUGGCUACCCAUUACGAAGUAUCAACCACGACAUGACAAACAGUGAAUGAAUGCACUCUAUUCUGAAGAACUAGUAGGCAUUGUCAAUCUGCUUAUAAAUACGAGUUUAUUCAACUUUCAACUUAAUAAAUUUGUUUGUGAGAUAUCGGUAAAAUAACAAAGUAGUAACUUCCUUGGAAACGUCGACAUUUUCUUGAUCGUUUUAACGACAUAAACCACAACACUUUAUUGUAUCAACCGCAGCGAACGUUCGAGAUAUCAUUUUAUAGGUGUUCAAACCUUGUAGGGGACCUCGUGUCCUAUUGUUUGUUCGCCUAGUGUAUUUAUGUUAUGCUUUUUUUUUCUUGUAGUAUGUGUAUCUAUACUGAAUUUUUAAAAUAGAAAUAAAUAAAAAAUACAGACGAAAUCCCUCGCGAAAUCCAUUGACAAAUACAAACUUCCGCUCUAGACAUCGAAGAACCAACCUUCCUCAGGUACUUUCGACUCAAACUACAGCAGUUUAUUAAACUUUUAUGUCAUUUCAGGUCGCUGAAUGUCAGUUCAAAGGAUCGUGGGCUGCCAAUUUCAAUGGUAUUUCCACAAGUAUGCCCCAGGAGACAGCAAGCUCAGAGUCAGAAACUACACAGAUUGUGAAAGGAAAAUCAUCCCAUGAUGUCACCCAUUGUCUCUCGUGCAUGGACAUAUCCCGUAUUACUGGACUUCAUGUGACUAGGCAAGCAUCGGUAGAAUCAACCGACGGUACAACCGUUAAAAGUGACACUCCUGAUAAAAAUGUAACUUUGCUGAAUGGACCUGGAUCUGGUAAAAGUGAAACUCCAUCUUCUGGAAGUAUUCUGGAGAAAUUCGUAAAAGGAAAGCGUGGUGAUGCGAUAACUCCAAAGGAACAAAGUUUAAUCAAACGUGAAAUAUUGAGGCUAGUCGUGAAUUUGAGCAGUGCCGUCACGUCCAAAUCUCAUCAACAGUCCCUACGGAGGUAAGUAAUACCAGUGAGCUCUCUAUACCUGGAGUAAUUCGGCCCAGGGGAAAAGUUAAGCUAAGAUGGCGAAAAUUGACGUCCAGUGCCUAUGAAGGUCGCAAACAGUUUUCAUAUCAUUUUCCCCUGCUAAAUCCUGUUUUUUUUCUCACGAAAUCUAUCGCUAAUGACGUUUUCAAUUCAUAAAACCAUAGUAUUAUCCUUUAAGGAGGCUUCCCAGAGUUUGCAAUAUAUGUCAGUGCUUUAAACUAAAAGCUAUUUGAAUCUAAAAAAACCUAUUUUUUGCACAAGCCAUUGUUUCCUCUUAUAUAAAAGAGUAAUUUUUAACCCACAAUCGCUACUCUUCACGUUAUCAUGACAACAUAACGUCACGUCGUCACCAUCUAUAUGGCCUAUAUCAACCAAAAAAUCCGUCUUAGCGGACAAAUAACCACAGUGACCUACCUUUUUUAUUGCAGAAAAUACAUUGUUAUGAAGUUUUGAAUCUUUUUUGAAAGUUACUUGAAAAUCGCCAGUGUAGUUUUCGAGAAACUGAAUUUCAGCCUUUUUUUUCAAUUUGCAGUUUAGCUUUUGGAAAGGCUGAAAUUCAGUUUCUCGAAAACUACACUGGCGAUUUUCAGAUAACUUUCAAAAAAGAUUCAAAACUUCAUAACAAUGUAUUUCACCGUGGUUAUUUGUUCGCUAAGACGGCUUUUUGGUUGAUAUAGGCCAUAUCGAUAGUGACGUCAUGUUGUCAUGGUAACAUGAAGAGUAGUGAUUGUGGGUUAAAAUUACUUUUUUAUAUAAGAGGAUCGGAAACAGUGGCUCGUGCAAAAAAAUAGUUUUUUUAGAUUCAAAUAGCUUUUAGUUUAAAACACUGAUAUAUAUUGGAAACUAUAGGGAGCCUCCUUAAAUCGAAGUCAAAACACGAAUUUGGGGACACUCUUUGCAGCCUCGUGUUAACGGGGCCGACAAGUACUACUGAAAAGAAAAGACUUCAAUUUUCACCAAUUUUGGUUUCACUUUUUGCAUUAUAUAUAACAAAUCGAUAAGAUUUUGCCGUUGUCUGUUCGUUUACAGAUACACAGUAUGACAUAAUGUGGUAAGAACAAAAAAGUGGCUCAUGCAUGAGACCUGACUGGGCCGAGUGUAGGUUUUGCAGGAUAACGUUCAUUUUACGAAAAGAGGAGACGAGAUUCAGUAUUUCCAGAGUGGCAGAAUAAUAAAUACGUAAAACGGGCGGGAUAGUAAUUAUUUGAGCAAGAGAUUGCGGAUUUAUAAGAACCCUGUUGUGGACCCCCUGAAUUUUGGAGUUGACUUUAACUUUUAUGUUUUAGUUGGAAAGAGAACGUACCACAGAUGUUUGACGAUCUUUGUUUGUACAGUCAAGUGAUUGAACAAAUGAGUUUAUACAAAUAUAAAUUGACCAUGCGAAGAUUUAUCCAAGGAUUCUUCGAACCAGUGAAAUUUACACAGGUAAGAAAAUGUAGUUAGUAACGGACCGUUUGUUUGACCUGGUUGACUCGUUACUUUCCACGUGAUUCUGCGGCGUCGAGAAUUUCUAAACUUAAAGUUGAAAGUAAUAAUCGGAAAAGAUUAUAUCUAAAUGUGUAUAAUUGUAUGUGUUUAGUCUGUAUAAAUAUGUUUAAUUCCUGGAGGCAGUUGUACGAAGGCGGACAGAUAACGCUAUACACUGGAUAGUGAUAGGAUCAACUUUUCAUUUGUAAAAACGUCUGAAAAGCUGCGAAAGGACAUAAUCUCCACAGUAAUUAAAACAAACUUUAUUUCGUUAAAUACUAAAUAUUAAUCUCGGUUAUAUUACAGGUAAACUACGUCAAGUGUUCCUCCUUUGAGUUCGUAACUUGAUUAUUACAAUUUUCCUCAUUACUUUACAAAUUUGAAAAACUCUUUUGCAAAUCCCUUGAGGUAAUUUGCAAUGUUCCAAUCGGCUGUUACAAUAUUCCAAUGCAGAUUGCAAGAAACUUCCUUUUAAAUUCUCCUAACUUCUUGUUUUAAUUUCCUGACUUCCUGUCUGCUCUGUUCUGUUCUGUUCUGUUCUGUUCUGAGCGUUGUCAAGAUUACUUUUCUUAGCCAAUUACAACGCGCAGAGCAGAACCGGAAGUUAACUUCCUGUUACAGGAACUUGUAACAGGAAGUUAAGGACUUCUAACCGGAACUGAGAAAAAUUUAAUUGGCCUUUAGGAACAUUGCAAAGGUAAUCGAAUGAGGAAAAUUGCAAUCAAGUUACGAACAUAACAAAGGAACGCUUGACGUAGUUUACCUGGAAUACCAAUCAAAGACAAAGGCCAAUUUAGAAAGCUUGCGCAGUGGUAGCUUCAUACAACCGGGUUCUGAAUUCAAUCUUGAUGUAUUCAGAGCAAGUCGCAUCACAAUGAUCCUAUGAUUAUGCGAUAAAUAUAUUUUUUCCCUUUUUGUUUUAGCUUCUUGACCAAGCUGAUGCAAUUAUCAAGAAACACAACAUUUGAUGAAAUGGCAAAUUUUGAAGGAAUAUAUUAUGAAAACACGACAUAUUUUUCAGGAAAACAAUUAUAAAUAUCAGAUAGUGUACAUACUAUAUAGGUAUAAAUUUGCACGGUUUGAAAGCUAAUUUGUUAAAAUUUAGAACUAACCAUGGUAAUGAUAAUAAACGGUGGAUAUAGAAAGAGAAAUGGUGGUGUGUUUGCGAAGGGUCUAAAAUACAGGAUUUAUUCUUUGUUUGCAUCAC